GAGCUGCUUAAAUCGCCGUCAAGCUCUCCAUGGAGUUUGGGUCCAGUCCAGCAGCCGCGAUGAGCAAGGAGGAAGCCACGGACCAGCAGCCCAGCAGACCGACAUGGAGCAGGCAGAUAGAGUUCACCCUGGCAGGGAUCGGCUGCGCUGUGGGUUUGGGGAAUGUUUGGAGGUUCCCUUAUCUCUGCUACAGGAGUGGAGGAGGUGCCUUUCUGGUUCCCUACCUGCUCAUGUUGGUGGUGUUGGGGAUCCCUCUGCUCUACAUGGAGCUGACUCUGGGCCAGUACACCCGGAGAGGCCCGGUUCAUGCUCUGGCCACUGUUUGCCCACUCUUAAAAGGGGUGGGCAUAGCAUCUGUGGCCAUCUCCUUCAUCAUGUGCACCUACUACAACAUCGUCAUCACCUGGGCCCUGUAUUACCUCUUCAACUCCUUCCAGGCGCCUCUUCCGUGGCAGAGCUGCAACAACACCUGGAACACGCCCAACUGCACGGACCACGCCACCAACAGCAGCUACUCGUCCACAGCCAGCCAGGAGUUCUUCAAGUAUAAAAUGCUGGGCCAGACUAGCGGAGUGGAGGAAACAGGAACCCUGCGGUGGGAACUUUUCCUCAUCCUCAUCCUGGCUUGGAUUCUCAUAUAUCUGUGCAUCUUUAAAGGAGUGAAGUCAACAGGCAAGGUGGUGUACUUCACUGCUCUGUUCCCAUACGUCAUCCUCGUCGCCCUGCUGAUCAAUAACGUGCAACUUCCGGGGGCUUCGGACGGGAUAGCUUUCUUCAUCGUGCCCGACUGGGACAAGCUGCGGUCCGUGGAGGUGUGGGUGAACGCUGCGGCUCAAAUCUUCAACUCCAUUGGGAUUGGCUUUGGCUCCCUGCUGGCCAUGUCCAGCUACAACUCCUUCAACAACAACGUUCUGAAGGACACGUUGUUCAUAUCCAUCACCAACUCCCUGACCAGCAUCCUGGCAGGCUUCGUCAUUUUCUCUGCCUUUGGCUACAUGUCCUAUCUGCAGGGCAUUCCCGUCAGCCAGCUGGCGGUGGAUGGUCCAGGACUGGUUUACGUUGUUUACCCACAAGCCUUCGCCAACAUGCCGGUGUCCCAGCUCUGGGCUGUCCUGUUUUUCUUCAUGCUGCUGUGCCUGGGGCUGGACAGUGAGUUUGCGAUGGUUGAGGUGAUGGUGACCAGUUUCAUAGACGAAUUCUACCAACAGCUGAUCCGAAUUUUCAAAAGGAAGGAACUGUUUGUUCUUGCAGUCUGCGGUGUGGCCUUUCUGUUAGGGAUCCCGUGUGUGAUGCAGGUAGGAAUUUACGUCUUCCAGCUGAUGGACCACUACACUGCCAUCGUCUCCAUCAUGUUCCUUGCAUUUUUUGAGAUUAUAGCCAUCUGUUGGAGUUACGGUGUAAAGAGACUUUCGAGCAACAUGGAAGAGAUGACUGGACGAAAGCCAAACAUCUUCUUCAGGUUUUGCUGGCUCGUAGUUGAUCCUGUGCUCAUCACUGUCAUUCUGAUUUUCUCCAUCCUCCAGUUCAAACCGGCUCGCUAUGGGGACUACGUCUUCCCUCCCUGGGCUCAGGGCGUUGGCUGGGUCAUUGCUCUGGGCUCCAUUAUCUGGAUUCCUCUGGGUGCAGUUCACACUUUGUGGGUGCUUCCUGGUUCGCUCAUGAAGAAACUGAAACUAUCGAUUACACCGUAUGCCCUGAAUGCCACUAAAGGUCUAUAUAACGAGAGGGGAGGAGGAGCAGGAGAACCGGACAUAUCCGUCAUCAGCACCAGUCUACCUGACAAAAAGUCCGUUGAGACAUACUUCUGAGACAUUUAGUGUUUUGCUUAAAACACUCUGCUCCCAUCAGAAGCAAACUCUGAGAAACUCCAGCCAGUCAUUAUUGACUACUUUGAACGAGUGCGCCAUCUUUUGGUUAAAUCUAUGCAACACAUUGUAUUGGAUAAUUUUUAAAGCUUCAUUUCUGUAUUAGAAAAUAGGACAAUAUAACUGUUUAACAUUUGCCAGCGUGUCUGCUUGUUUCAGCAAGUCAAAUUUACGACUUUUUAAUGCCGUAAAUUAAAAACUUGAAUGAAUUUUGAGAUCUAAAAAUAUAUACAGACGUUGGUGGGGCAAUCCGUACUGUAUUACAGACAAGAAUAGCAAAAUCGGCGACAUUUCUGGGGCAUGUUUGUGUUUCUUACACUGCCUAUGGCUCUCUACAACUUAAAAGUUGUUUUCUCCCCUCACAGAAUGCAACUUGUUAAUCAACAGAAGAGAUUCAAUGACAAGGAACGUUGUUUACCCAUAACAUACGCAAAAAAAGCUAAUUCGCUAGCUAGCAAAUAUAUUUUAGCUGCUAGUUACAGGUAGCUUCGAGUCAGACGUCUGCACGUGACUCCUACUUUUGGCUAACAGAAAAGAUUAAAAAGUCAAAUUAACAUAUUUAAGGCUAUCUUACAUGUAGAAGACAAUCUAAUUUAAUAUACUUAUUAAAAUUUUAUUUAAUUUUUGAUACAUGUAUAUUAGAAUUCUUAAAGAUGCGCGGACACUCUGAUUUGCAAUCCACUGUGGUACUGCCAUUUUCUUAUUGCUGCUGACUCAUUUAUUAGGUCAAACACGACAGGGAACUGCAGAUAACACUAAUCGGUCAUGUAACCCCGUCAUGUAAGAUAUAAUAAAAACAUAUUUGACCAAA
Messenger RNA from Gambusia affinis (western mosquitofish), 2676 nucleotides. RefSeq names its product sodium- and chloride-dependent GABA transporter ine. The transcript is spliced from 13 exons. Gene Ontology annotation, biological process: sodium ion transmembrane transport. Bases 30 to 1808 code for a protein of 592 amino acids. The record is from RefSeq and is a predicted model, not a curated record. Gene Ontology annotation, cellular component: membrane. NCBI's taxonomy places the organism in Eukaryota, Metazoa, Chordata, Actinopteri, Cyprinodontiformes, Poeciliidae.